UACCAAUAAGCUGAGUGAAUUUUCAUAACAACAAUCCAAUAAAGAAAAAACUGAGUUCGAAUUUCGAAGUGUUGUUCGAUUUUUGUGAAGUUUUGGCGAAAAUAAUUUCAAUUCUUUGACCUGUCGAGUUGGUGCUGUUAUCAUCUAUCUUAUCAAUGGCGGGAAAACACCAGAAGAUCGUUUUCUGACCCUAAAAGGAAGAAAUUGAAGACAAUUUUUCAUUUUUUAGAAUUAAGACUGAUUUCAUUUGAUCUUUACAAUCAAUUAGUGGGACACGAGUGAAGAUGGACAGCUGUGUCGUUGACAAUGUGAAGGAAGAAUUUCCUGGACGAGAGUAUCAGAUAAAUUUGCUUCACAAAUUCAUAUUGGAAGAGGAUAAAUUAACAACUAUGGAUUUCCUUCUGUAUGGACCUCCCAACACUGGCAAAACAUCUGUUAUCAAGAAACUGUUGAAGUUAUUGGGUAAAUCUUAUAUUGUUGUCGAUUGCAACGAAUUCUUCCACCCUCGAUAUCUUUUUCAAGCGAUUUUAAAAGAACUACGAGGAGUUGAACCCAAAGAUCGCGAAUGUAACAAUAUUAUCAGUUUUAUGAACAAUUUUGAAAAAUUAUCAUUCAACGAAACGGGCUUUGAAUUUAUUAUUAUUAAAAAUUGCAGCUCUCUGGGUGAAUAUUUCGUUCAAGCGUUUAUUAAUCUGCAGUCAAAUUUUUCUAUAAUUUUUAUCGAUCAGCGUGUAGAAACGUAUGCGUCGACCAUAGGAAGUCAUCUCAACAAAAUUUAUUUUCCUGCUUACACCAAAGACGAACUGUCUAAGAUUAUACCUUUACUGAGAUCUCAAUAUGAUUCGGAUCUUUUCGGGAAUUUUCUGAUAUUUUUCCUGAGUUGUGUGUAUCAUCUGCAUCGAGACAUAUUUGAAAUAUUACAAUUGGUUGACGUAUUUUUUGCAAUUUAUAAAAAACCAAUCGAUGAUGGAGAGUUGAAUCCGAAUGAUCUUCAGAGUCUUUUUAAAAGAAUAGUACCGCAUUUGAAACCGAGUUCCAGUAAUUUAGUGUUCUCUUUUCCUCAAAGUAAAUAUCCUCACGAAGAUAAAUUAGAAUCGAUGCAACUUUGCGUCGAUACGGAGUUAUCAAGAACAGCCAAAUUUUUACUAAUCGCAUCAUACAUAGCGUCUUUCGUAUCGGCGAAAAACGAUAAACGAUUAUUCUGUAUCAAAUCAUCCAAACAGAAGAAAAAGAUCCAGAUUCCGAAUGGAAAUCAAACCGAAAACAAAGUUUCAUCGUUACUGGGUCCGAAGCACUUCAGUUUAAAUAGACUCCUUCCGAUAUAUUCCGCUUUAUCUGGUAGACGCGUUCGUUUCACCACUUCUGUCCUACAACAGAUUGCAUUUCUAGUCGAAAUAAAGUUGAUGAUUUUAAUCGGAGGUGAGGAUUGCAACUUGGAUAAUCCUCGUUAUAAAUGUAUCGCUGAUUUUGAUUUCGUUUCCAGUGUUGCUAAGAGUGUAGAAUGUGAAUUAGAAAGGUAUCUUGUUGGUUGAAUACCUACAUAAUUUUAUUUGGAUUCGUGAAUCUGGAAAUUUUUUCAAGAAAUAGUUGAAUUCUCGUACAAUUUUUAAAAAACCGGAAUUUAACGAAGAUUUUAUCAUGAUGCUCGUAUGAUAAUGUAAUUUACCCAUGAUUCAAGUGUCGUUCGAGGUGUUUCAUUUUGCCUUAUUUAUAAACUACGUAAUUUAUGGAGUAAACUCUUCGUGUUUUAAGAAUUUUUUCCUGUGAUCGAUAACAAUUAGUUUUUAAGUAUUUUCAAAAAAUUCAUUUUAUACUUAUUCAUUUUUCUGCUAUUAAACUUUUUUUUUAUGACGAAAUAA
Messenger RNA from Planococcus citri (citrus mealybug), 1859 nucleotides. It is a transcript of the gene Orc5, whose product is annotated as origin recognition complex subunit 5. NCBI's taxonomy places the organism in Eukaryota, Metazoa, Arthropoda, Insecta, Hemiptera, Pseudococcidae. The record is from RefSeq and is a predicted model, not a curated record. Gene Ontology annotation, molecular function: ATP hydrolysis activity; DNA replication origin binding. Gene Ontology annotation, biological process: DNA replication; DNA replication initiation. Gene Ontology annotation, cellular component: nuclear origin of replication recognition complex; nucleus. The coding region runs from base 285 to 1532 and encodes 415 amino acids. The transcript is spliced from 10 exons.